GGCAAAACCGGCACCAGGAACGGCGGCAACGGCGAUGGCGGCUUCAUCAGCGGCCGAAUUACCUACAGGUACACCAGUGGCGGCACCUCCAACAUCCAAUCCUGCAUCCGCGAGUGGAGGCGCAGACGCAACCCCGGCACUAGAGCAUGAGAGCUACAAGGAGCUUAUCACGAGG
Amoebophrya sp. A25 is the source of this 175-nucleotide messenger RNA. NCBI's taxonomy places the organism in Eukaryota, Dinophyceae, Syndiniales, Amoebophryaceae. The record is from the annotation of a GenBank genome assembly.